Molecule: messenger RNA, 2001 nt
Organism: Gastrolobium bilobum
Lineage: Eukaryota; Viridiplantae; Streptophyta; Magnoliopsida; Fabales; Fabaceae
Exons: 6
Coding region: 1-2001 (666 amino acids)
Source: RefSeq, a predicted model, not a curated record
AUGCGAAGAGAGUUUUUAUUCCUUACAGUAUUAAUCCCUGGACCCUCCAAUCCAAAAAAGAAUAUAGAUGUAUACCUUAGGCCUCUGAUAGAUGAGUUGAAGAUGUUGAGGAGUGAAGGGGUUCUGACGUAUGAUGUAUCAUUGAGGCAGAAUUUCACGAUGCGGGUCGCCUUAAUGUGGACAAUAAAUGAUUUUCCUGCAUAUGGGAUGUUAAGUGGAUGGCAGACAUCGGGGAAACUUGCAUGUCUGGUUUGCUUAGAACGAAAUGUCGGUUUUACCUUGCAAAAUAGCCGCAAGGUUUGUUGGUUUGACACUCAUCGGAGAUUUCUGCCACACAACCAUCCGUAUAGGAAAAAUAAAAAUGCCUUCAAGAAAGGGAGAGUUGAAAGGUCAGGUGCAAUCCAUCCUUUAAGUGGCAAUGACAUAUGGGAGAGGGUGAAGCAUAUUCCAAGUGUUGAAGAGACACUCGCUUUGAAUGAAGUAGAGGGGUAUGGCGUAGAUCACCAUUGGAACAAACACAGCAUCUUUUGGGAUCUACCGUAUUGGAAAGAUCAAUUGUUAAGACAUAACCUUGAUGUAAUGCAUAUUGAGAGGAACGUGUUUUGCAAUAUUCUAUACACUGUGAUGGACACCAAAGGAUCAAUGAAGGACACUCUAAAUGCAAGACUAGAUAUAGCUAACAUUUGCGUAAGGCCGGAUUUGCGUUUGGUUGAGGACACCAGGGGAUGGACUUUCAAACCUAGAGCACCAUAUACACUGAACAAGGACAAGAAAUUAGAAUUGUUGCGCUGGGUUAAAGAUCUAAAACUCCCAGAUGGUUAUGCGUCAAAGUUGUCGAGAGAGAUUUGUGCUUCUCAGCUUAAUGCUAAAAGGUUACGGCAUCUGGAGGCAAGCGUGCCAAUAAUGCUAUGCAAGCUGGAGAUGAUAUUUCCUCCGACCUUUUUUGACUCAAUGGAACAUUUGCCUGUUCACUUGGCUUACGAGGCAAGGAUUGGAGGUUCGCAACAAUAUAGAUGGAUGUAUCCGUUCGAGAGAUUUUUAAAAACACUGAAGGAUAAGAUCAGCAAUCAAAAUUACGUUGAAGGCUCAAUUGUUGAAAAGUAUCUCAUCGAAGAGGCAAGUAAAUUUGCAUCGUACUAUUAUCCCACUGAAUACAUAUCAAGAUGGAGAGGAGCCCCUCGAAACGAUGAUGGCGGUGAUACGAGUGGUCAAAUAUCAAUAUUUAAUUAUCCAGGACGUGUCGUAGGAAUGACAAGUAAGUCAAAUCUUGAAGGAAGGGAUAAGCAAGUAGCGGAGUGGUACAUUCUAAACAACUGUUCAGAGGUUGCUCCCUACAUUGAUUGCUUCUCCAAAUGGUUCUGCUCCAAUAAUUCCAGCUGGCCAAAUUCCGAACUUGAUCAGCUCAUUUCCUCUCGGUUUCCUGUAUGGUUUCGAGAGCACUUUGUUGCGAACACAUCAGCUGCACAUGAUGUUGCAUGGAGUUUAGCUGACGGAGCUGCAACAAUUGUCAAACGGUUAAGAAAAUAUAUCAUCAAUGGUACAGGUAGCCUGGUCUACGGUACUGAGGACGACUACUAUGGGAAGCUACUUGACAUAAUUCAAUUGGAUUACAGGGGGGAAAAUAAGGUGACUUUGUUUAAGUGCCGAACAGUUUAUUAUACAUCAUACCCUACAGCCCCACAAGGGUGGAUGGCAAUUAUCAAAACCAAAGCUCGAAAUAUUAUCCCGGACUCCAAAGAGUCCCAAACAAAUGAAUUAUCUGAACCAUUUCAAGCUAAUGUGGGAGAUUUACUUCCUGUAAAUAUUGUAGAGGAUGAUGUGCCAAUCAAUCUCUUUGAUUCUGCUGCAGAGGUAGACAUGAUUCCUAUCCAUGAGGGGAAUGAGGAAUCAGAUGAUGACGAACAAGAGACUUAUUCAGAUAGUGAACCUGAAUUGGACGAAUAUGAGACUCCAGAGGAAGGCGCACAAGAAGAAGUAGAAGAACAGGAUUCAUCCGAAUGA